Molecule: messenger RNA, 2366 nt
Organism: Scatophagus argus
Lineage: Eukaryota; Metazoa; Chordata; Actinopteri; Scatophagidae
Product: MAM domain-containing protein 2-like
Exons: 15
Coding region: 16-2088 (690 amino acids)
Cellular component (GO): membrane
Source: RefSeq, a predicted model, not a curated record
GCACAGAAGGCUGAAAUGCUUCCACUCUACCUCUUGACUUUUGCUGCCACCGUCCAAGCCCACAGCCAGCUGCUGCCAGGCUCCUGCAACUUUGAGUCCAACACCUGUGGAUACACUUCAGAUGCAGACCUCACUAGCUGGAUCCUGCAUAAAGAUGGCCGUUUUGUUGCAGUGGAUGCAGACAUGAAUGAAGACCAGGAUGAUGAGGUAGUAGCAGAUGUACCACAGAGAGAGAUCACAGGGGUCCUGCUGAGCCAGACUCUGGAGCAGGGCGAGUGGAGCUGCCUGAGGUUAGUCUACCAGAUCACUGGGUCUGGAAGCCUGGUGGUCCUGCAGCGCACAGAGGGAAAGAGCUUUGACAGGCCACUGUGGAGCAGCCAGGCACCCUCUGACAGCUGGGUCAUCUCAAGCAUGGACUUGCAGAACAAUACUGAGCCGUACAAGAUCGUCAUCGAAGGUAAACCUGGACAGGGUGCUGGGAGCAGCGUGGCCAUAUUUGAGAUCCACAUAAGCCCUGGAUACUGCCUAGAGUGUGAUUUUGAGGAGUCUCACCUGUGUGGAUACAGUAAUCAGUGGAACGCCAAUGUAAACUGGUAUGUGGGAGGAGGUGGACUCCAGCUCCUUCACAACACCAUACCAAAUGACCACACAUACAACAACAAGACAGGCCACUUGAUGUAUGUGGACUCCGUCUACGCUAAGACUUUCAAAGAAGUGGCCAAGCUGGUGUCUCCCAUGACGACGGUGCCCAUGUCCGGCUGCCUGAGUUUUCAGUAUCAGCAAAGUGAGGAGAGAGGGAACAUGUUCUCUGUUUUCACCAGGGACCGCCUGGGUCAGUACCAGGAGCUGUGGAGGGCGGGGACAGAAAACCAGAGUGACUGGAGUAGGACUCUGGGAGAAUGGAUACCUGUGCAGGUGGACCUGAAGGCACCAUACUCUCUACAGGUGGUCUUUGAAGUGGCCUUUAACAGUCCGAGUGGUGGACGCAUUGCAGUUGAUGACAUUUCCUUUUCUCCAGAGUUUUGCAGCACAGACAGUGAGCCGAUCUUUGACCCUUCCAUUGCCAACUGUGACUUUGAGUCGAGUCUCUGUCACUACACCCAGGACCAGGUGAUGGGGUCGUCAUGGAGGAGAGUAUCUGUGAAGCCCAACAUAUUUAGGAAUGGAGACCACACCACAGGGGCAGGAUCUUUCCUGUUGGCUCACUCUGGGCUAAGCCCACGCUCCAGCUACGUUAGCCGUCUGAUUGGUCCAAUUCUGCCUGGAAACAUGAAGUACUGCCUGAGAUUUUACUUCUCUCUGAGGGGUUUCAACCAGACGGACCGAGCUCUCACAGUUUAUCUGCAGCAGAGCAGGAGCCAGGAGAAGAUCUGGACUCAGGGGGAGAAGUCUAGAGGAAUCUGGAUCGCGGCAGACGUCACCUUCCAGACAUCACAGCCUGCCAGAGUGGUUUUCAUCAGCACCUGUAGGAGCAUCUGGGACUGUGGCUCUGCAGCUCUGGAUGACAUCAGUUUGAGCCUGGGAGACUGUGAGCUCACAGCAGGUUUGUCUUUGUCGCCUUUCCCAGGACACUGUGACUUUGAAUCUGGCCUGUGUGGUUACACUCAGGAUAAGCAAAGUGAUGAUGCUGACUGGGAGUGGAGAAGAGGACCCACCCCGACCUCGUACACCGGGCCAAGGGGAGACCACACCAUAGGACUCGGACACUACCUGCACAUGGAGGCGUCACCCAUGCUGCCUGGUCAGAGUGUCCGGCUGCUGUCCCGCCUUCUGAGGGGCUCCAGAGGGCCUCAGUGUCUGAGCUUCUACUACCACAUGUACGGCUCAGGCACAGGCCAGCUCAGCGUUCACCUCAGAAAGGAUGGAGAGGACUCGUCGUUGUGGCAACGGAGCGGCGAGCAAAGCGUCGCCUGGCUGAGGGCCACAGUGGAGUACCAGAGUGACAGCCAUUAUCAGAUUGUGUUUGAAGCAACCAGGGGUUCAUCAGUGAGGAGUGACAUUGCCAUCGAUGACAUUAUCUUGGAAGGUGGACCUUGCCCAGAAAUGGAAAUCAGGGCCUCCAGUGGAACCUCCAAUGAGAUCGAGUAGAAGAGGAGAGCAGCUAUGUAGGAUGCAUGAACUCCACUUUUUUAAAAAUUUUUGCACAGACACCUGACUCCUACAUGUCAAUUUGAACAUGUAAUAGAUGUGGGUAAAAUGAAACUUGCCAUGUAGUUUUCAUAGAGCAAAACAUAUCGGCCGUGUCAUAGUCGGCAUUUCUCUCUGCACUGUAGCAACAGAGAAUGUGUCAAACUGUGUUUCUCUUCACGUUUCUAUGCAUUAGAUUAAUGCUCAACACUCGAAUAAAGCGAGAAAGUUAUCCAACA